AUGAGCAACAGCAACAACAUGUACCCCUCGGUUCCCUCAGCACCGACCGAAGAGGGCGAGGGCAUGGAGCCGACCAAGGUGUACCCGCCGUUGCAGGCCGUUUCCGGGGAGGCGUACGCAAUGCCCCCACCGCCUGCCUACAGCGAACAGGCGCCCAUUCUUCAGAAUGUCCCUCAGCCGGCCACGCAAACUACAAUUGUAAUUGCCGACAACCUGCCGGCCAAGUCGAUUCCCAUGAAGUGCUACUACUGCAAUGAAGACAUCACCACCAAAAUUGAGUCCAAGACAACCGUCGUCUCUUGGCUCCUGUGCUCGCUGCUUUGCAUUUUUGGAUGCUUUUGUGGCUGCUGUCUCAUUCCACUGAUGUGUUCCAAUGGAUCAAAAGACAUUCUACACUACUGCCCGAAAUGCAAGAAGUACCUCGGCUGCCAUGAACGAGUUCGCUUUGGCCGCUUCAGCCGCAACUAA
This is a messenger RNA of Rhagoletis zephyria (snowberry fruit fly), 468 nucleotides long. The record is from RefSeq and is a predicted model, not a curated record. Lineage: Eukaryota; Metazoa; Arthropoda; Insecta; Diptera; Tephritidae.